GCCGUGGGUGCCGGGGGUGAGGCCGGGGGUGCCAUGGGCAAGGCUGUGGGUGCGGGGGGAGCCAUGGGCGAGGCCGUGGGAGCCGUGGGCGAGGCCGGGGGUCCCGGGGGAGCUGUGGGCGAGGCCGGGGGAGCCGUGGGCGAGGCCGGGGGUCCCGGGGGUGCCGUGGGCGAGGCCGGGGGUCCCGGGGCGCCCCUCACGGCGCGGCCCGCAGGUGCUGGGCAGCAGCCCCCAGAUGAGCGGCAUGGCGGCGCUGGCGGCGGCGGCCGCGGCCACGCAGAAGAUCCCGCCGGCCUCCGCCCCCGCCGUGCUGGGCGUCCCCCCCGGCGCCACCAUCGUCAAGACGGUGGCCGUGACCCCCGGCACCGCCGCGCUGCCGGCCGCCGUCAAGGUGGCCUCGUCCCCCGUCAUGGUGAGCAACCCGGCCACCCGCAUGCUGAAGACGGCGGCGGCGCAGGUGGGCACGGCGGGGGGGGCGGCCCCCGCCACCAACGCCCCCACGCGCCCCAUCAUCACCGUCCACAAGUCGGGGACGGUGACGGUGGCCCAGCAGGCGCAGGUGAUGACCACCGUGGUGGGCGGCGUCACCAAGACCAUCACCCUCGUCAAGAGCCCCAUCUCCGUGCCCGGGGGGAGCGCCCUGAUCUCCAACCUGGGCAAGGUGAUGUCGGUGGUGCAGACCAAGCCCGUGCAGACGUCGGCCGUCACCGGCAGGCGUCCUCCGGCCCCCGUCACCCAGAUCAUCCAGACCAAGGGCCCGCUGCCGGCGGGGACCAUCCUGAAGCUGGUGACGUCGGGGGACGGGAAGCCCACCACCAUCCUGACGACGACGCAGGCGGGGGCGGGGGGCGCCAAGCCCACCAUCCUGGGCAUCAGCAGCGUCUCCCCCAGCACCACCAAGCCCGGGACCACCACCAUCAUCAAGACCAUCCCCAUGUCGGCCAUCAUCACCCAGUCGGGGGCCACCGGCGUCACCAGCAGCCCCGGCAUCAAGUCGCCCAUCACCAUCAUCACCACCAAGGUCAUGACGUCGGGGAGCGGGACCCCCGCCAAGAUCAUCACCGCCGUCCCCAAGCUGGCCACGGGCCACGGCCAGCAGGGCGUGACGCAGGUGGUCCUUAAGGGAGCCCCGGGGCAGCCGGGCACCAUCCUGCGCACCGUGCCCAUGGGGGGCGUGCGCCUGGUGACGCCCGUCACCGUCUCGGCCGUCAAGCCCACCGUCACCACGCUGGUGGUCAAGGGGACCACGGGCGUCACCACGCUGGGGACGGUGACGGGGACGGUGUCGACCAGCCUGGCGGGGGCGGGGGGCCCACAGCGCCACGGCCUCGCUCGCCCCCCCAUCACCACGCUGGGCACCAUCGCCACGCUCUCGAGCCAGGUCAUCAACCCCGCCGCCAUCACCGUCUCGGCCGCCCAGACCACCAUGACGGCGGCCGGGGGGCUCGGCACCCCCACCAUCACCAUGCAGCCCGUGUCCCAGCCCACGCAGGUGACGCUGAUCACGACGCCCAGCGGGGUGGAGGCGCAGCCCGUCCACGACCUCCCCGUUUCCAUCCUGGCCUCCCCCACCACGGAGCAGCCGGCGGCCGCCGGCCCCCUCCCCGAAUCCGGCCAGGCCGAGGCGGGGGCCGGCACCGUCACCCUGGUCUGCUCCAACCCCCCCUGCGAGACCCACGAGACCGGCACCACCAACACGGCCACCACCAGCCUGGUGGCCAACGUGGGCGGCGGGGGGCUGCCGCCGCCGGCCCCCCAGCUCCAGCUGCUCUGCGAGGGGCCCGAGGCGGCGGCCCCGCUGCCCCCCGGCGCCCGCGUCUGCUCCAACCCCCCCUGCGAGACCCACGACACCGGCACCACCAACACGGCCACGGCGGCCGGCGCCCGCCUCCGCGCCGGCGCCCCUUGCCCCACGCGCCAGACGGCGGCCACCGGCACCACCAUGACGCCGCGGCUGUGCCGGGAGACCCCCGGCGGACCCCGGCCCUGCCCGCCCCGGCCCGCCGCGGAGACCCCCGCCGGGGAGGAGAAGCAGCCGCCGUGCCCGAGCCGCCGCGCCCCCGACGCCGCGCCGUGGGGAGCCCCCGGCCGCGCCUGCGGCGGCCCCCCCUGCGAGACCCCCGAGGCGGCGGCGGCCAGGCCCUGCGCCAACCCCCCCUGCGAGACCCACGAGACGGGGACGACCCACACGGCCACCACCGCCACGGCAGCCGCGGGGGCGAGACCCUGCGCCAACCCCCGCCGCGAGACCCCCGACCCGGCCGCUGCGGCGGGGGCGAGACCCUGCGCCAACCCCCCGUGUGAGACCCCCGACCCGGCCGCGGCGGCACAGCCCUGCGCCAACCCCCCCUGCGAGACCCACGAGACGGGGACGACCAACACGGCCACCACCACCACGGCAGCCGCGGGGGCGAGACCCUGCCCCAACCCCCCCCGCGAGACCCCUGACCCGGCCGCGGCGGCGACGGCGAGACCCUGCGCCAACCCCCCCUGCGAGACCCACGAGACCGGCACCACCAACACGGCCACCACCACGACCGCCGCGGGGACGAGACCCUGCCCCAACCCCCCCUGCGAGACCCCCGACCCGGCCGCGACCACCACGGCGGGGGCGAGACCCUGCGCCAACCCCCCCUGCGAGACCCACGAGACGGGGACGACCAACACGGCCACCACCACCACGGCGGCGGCGGCGGCGCGACCCUGCCCCAACCCCCCCCGCGAGCCCCCCGCCUCGGGGGCGGCCGCCCUCGUGCCCGGGGGGGGGUCCCGCCCCUGCGCCAACCCCCCCUGUGAGACCCACGAGACGGGGACGACCAACACGGCCACCACGGCCACGGCCGGCACGAGCGGGGGGCCGGAGCAGGGAUCCCCCCCCUGCGAGACCCUCCAGACGACGGCCACCGGCACCACCAUGACACCGGCCGAGGGGGCCCCCCCGGCGCCCCCCGAGGCUCCCGCCAGCCCCCGGCCCCCCCACGGCUGCUCCAACCCCCCCUGCGAGACCCACGAGACGGGGACGACCCACACGGCCACCACCGUCACCGCCAGCAUGGGCGCCAACCAAGACCCGCCGCCGGCUGCCAACGGGCAGGGGGAGGUGGAGCCGCCCCCCCCGGGCGAGGGGGCUCCCCCCGGCACCCCCAGCCCCGGCCCCAGCGUCACCGGGACCCCCCAGCCCCGCGCUGUCACCACCGUCACCCAGUCCACGCCGGCGCCGGGGCCCGCCGUGCCGAGCAUCUCAUCGCUGACGGAGCCCCCCCCGGCGCCCCCCGACCCCCCCACCACCGCCGCUCCCGCAGACCCCCAUCCCACCCCCGCCCCCUCCGCCGCCACCCCCUCGCCGCCCCCCACCGCCGCCCCACCGCCCCCCCCCCCCACCACCACCCCCCCCCCCCACCACCGCCGCCCCCUCCCCGGAGCCGCUGGCGGUGGUGGUGCUGCCCCCCGGCCCCCCCGGGCCCCCCGGGCCCCCCGGGCCCCCCGGCGGCGGGGGCGGCGAGGCCGAGGCGCUGGCGCUGCCCCCCGAGCUGAUGGCGGAGGCGCCGCUGGGGGGCGCGGGGGGGGGCGCGGCCCCCCCGGCGCUGGUGGUGACGGGGCUGACCCCCGAGGAGCUGGCGGUGACGGCGGCGGCCGAGGCGGCGGCGGCGGCGGCGGCCACCGAGGAGGCGCAGGCUCUGGCCAUCCAGGCCGUGCUGCAGGCGGCCCAGCAGGCCGUCAUGGGCGCGGCGGAGCCCCUGGAGAGCGGGGAGCCCGGGGGGGGGCCCCCCGGAGCUGGGCGCCCUGGGGGGGGGGCCGAGGGGGCCCGAGGGGCCGGGGGGGGCCCAUCCCCAUCGUGCUGACUCAGCAGGAGCUGGCCGCCCUGGUGCAGCAGCAGCAGCUGCAGGAGGCCCCCCCCGGCGCCCCCCCCGGCGCCCCCCCGGCGCCCCCCCGGCGGCGCCCGCCCCCCCCGCGCCCGCCCCCCCGGCCCCCCCACCUCCCCACGGAAGCCCUGGCCCCCGCCGACAGCCUCAACGACCCGGCCGCCGACGCCGCCAACGGGCUGGGGGAGCUGGGACCCCCCCCCCGCCGGGCCCCCCCCCCCGGGCUGCUGCCCCCCGCCGCCGAC
Messenger RNA from Phalacrocorax carbo (great cormorant), 4108 nucleotides. Lineage: Eukaryota; Metazoa; Chordata; Aves; Suliformes; Phalacrocoracidae. The record is from RefSeq and is a predicted model, not a curated record.